Poeciliopsis prolifica (blackstripe livebearer) is the source of this 4901-nucleotide messenger RNA. Its product is annotated as MYND-type zinc finger-containing chromatin reader ZMYND8-like. Bases 503 to 3940 code for a protein of 1145 amino acids. Gene Ontology annotation, molecular function: protein binding. Lineage: Eukaryota; Metazoa; Chordata; Actinopteri; Cyprinodontiformes; Poeciliidae. The record is from RefSeq and is a predicted model, not a curated record. Gene Ontology annotation, biological process: regulation of DNA-templated transcription. The transcript has 22 exons.
UGACCGGAAGUUGCCCUCGUGUCGGCAUUACAUUGGUGUCGCCUGAGAGGUGCAGAGCAGUAGCUUCUUCUCCCCCCCCUCCGAGUCUAGAGGAAGCAGAGUGGGAGGGAGGAGUUUAAACAAAGGCCCUCUCCACAUAAAAAAUGGAGGCUUGUUCAGGGAAGCCAUGGUGUCCUGCUCCUAACACUCCACAGGCUGACAGUUUCACUCUUUUAAUCUUCCACUGAGAGAGCUGCCGACAGAUUCUCCUCCUGGACGCUUCAGAACACUCUCACAAAGGAGCUGCCCCUGCCUGCACUGAACAAAGAUAAUUACUCAGGAAACAUUUCGGCCAAUCAGGCGCGGCGUUGUAUCUCGCCUGCGAGGGAGGCGACCAGUCAGGAUCUGGCUAACAUCGCCGGGGCCUGAUCGCCGUGCCUGAAGAGCGGAGCCUUCCCCGGCUGAGGGCUGAGAGUGUCCUCCAUGUUUUAUAAGUGUUGACAUAACAUUGUGUCAGGCAGCCAUGCAUCCACAGAGUCUGGCUGAGGAGGAGAUAAAGAAAGAGCCGGAUGUGGUAGAGGGGAUGGACGCUUCUCUGCGAUCGAAAGCACCUGAUGCACCAGGUUCAGCGGAACGAUCUGUGGCACCACAGAAGCGAAAGGUGUCAAGUCCCACCCAUUCCUCCAAUGGACACUCUCCUUCAGACACGUCACCCAGCCCCCUUAAGAAAAAGAAAAAGCCAGGAGCCGUGAAUUGUAACAACAAAGACCAGUCAGAGCUAAGACAUGGUCCCUUUUACUAUAUGAAGCAGCCAGCACUCACCACAGACCCUGUUGAUGUUGUACCGCAGGACGGCAGGAAUGACUUCUACUGCUGGCUGUGCCACCGCGAGGGUCAGGUGCUCUGCUGUGAGCUCUGCCCCAGGGUGUACCACGCCAAGUGCCUCAAACUACCAGCCGAGCCCGAGGGCGACUGGUUCUGUCCAGAAUGUGAGAAAAUAACAGUUGCUGAGUGCAUUGAAACCCAGAGCAAAGCAAUGACAAUGCUAACAAUAGACCAACUCUCCUACUUACUGAAAUUUGCUCUCCAAAAAAUCAAACAGCCUGGGACAGAGCCAUUUCAGAAACCCGUGUCACUGGAACAGCAUCCAGAUUAUGCAGAGUACAUCUUCCACCCUAUGGACCUAAGUACUAUAGAAAAGAAUGUGAAAAAGAAAAUGUAUGGCUGCACUGAGGCUUUUCUUGCUGAUAUAAAAUGGAUCUUACACAACUGCAUCAUCUAUAAUGGAGGUAAUCAUAAAUUAACAGCAACUGCAAAGGUCAUUGUCAAGAUCUGUGAACAUGAGAUGAAUGAGAUUGAGGUGUGUCCGGAGUGCUAUUUGUCUUCUUGCCAAAAAAGGGAAAACUGGUUUUGUGAGCCAUGUAGUCAGCCUCAUCCUCUGGUUUGGGCUAAGCUGAAGGGUUUUCCUUUUUGGCCGGCAAAAGCACUCAGAGAAAAGGAUGGUCAAGUAGACGCACGCUUCUUUGGUCAACAUGAUCGCGCCUGGGUUCCGAUCAACAACUGCUACCUGAUGUCCAAAGAAAUCCCUUUCUCUGUGAAGAAAACAAAGAGCAUUUUCAACAGCGCCAUGCAAGAGAUGGAGGUCUAUGUGGAAAACAUCCGCAAGAAAUUUGGCAUCUUUAACUACGCACCCUUCCGCACUCCCUACACACCCAACAACCAGCUGCAGAUGCUGGUGGACCCCAACAACCCCAAUGCCGGGACGGUGAAAACAGAGAAGUCAGACAAGCUUCGCUUCAACUUUGACAUGACUUCCUCUCCCAAGAUGAUCCUCAGCAAGUGUUCUACCGGGAUGAGCCGGCGGCCCUCAAUGAUGGAAAUGCCUCGGUCUCCAAUGAGCACCAACUCCUCGGUUCACACGGGGUCCGAUGGGGAGCAAGAAACCGAGAAGCCGAGCAGGAACCCUGCCCUACACUACAGCACUGGAGAGGAAUCAAUGGACUGCAGUGCAUCUCCUGUAUCGGGGAAGCCUGGUCCAACUGCUAGUGUGAGCAGCAGUCCGAAACCCAUAAACUCUGCACUGGUUCCUAAGCAGGAAAGGACAGCAGGAACUGGAGGCAUCCUCAACCUUAACCUUGAUCGAGUGAAGGCUGAAAUGGACCUGAAGGAACUAAGUGAGACAGUGCAGCAACAGCAGCAGCAGCAACAAGCAGCCCCCACUACUGUCACCACUCCAAAGAGACCCAUCAGGAGUCUGGAUAAGACCAUUGAAAGCUGCAAGGCACAGCUUGGUAUUAACGAGAUUUCCGAAGAUGUGUAUAAAGAUGUGGACCAUAGCGACUCUGAGGACUCGGAGAAAUCUGACUCCAGCGACAGCGAAUAUCCCAGUGAUGAAGAACACCAGACCAAGAACUCUGCACACGAGGACAAGGAGAAAGCAGAAAGAAAAAGGUCAAAGGCGAGUGCGGAGGGAGAGUGUAAGGAGGAAGUCACAGCGAUGGGGGAUAAAACCGCUGCCCUCGAGCCUUUGCUCAAAGAGAAGCCGGGCUGCAACGGUCCAGACAGGGAUCUGCAGGAAAAGCCCAGGACACCUCAGUCUCAACUUGUCACUGAAAAGCCUAAACCGCCAGAGGAGGGCAAAACAGCUGCUGCUGAACAGGACUCUGAUUCUGAGAGAGAGCUCGUCAUUGAUCUGGGCGAUGAACAUGGAGGACGGGACGCAAAGAGGCAGAGAAGAGACCCGAGCUCCGCCGCUGCCAAAACUACUAAAGAGUCCAACACUGCCAAGGUGGAAGGUAAGCUGUCUUCAUCUGCUGCGUCAGCUACACCGACACAAGAAGCUGCCUCCAACCUGAAGGACUCUCUGCAGCCGUCCAUCACAGCAGCACUCAACCUUGUUUCCAGUGCAGCAUCUGGUCAGCCCAGCGCCUCCACAACCACCAGUGGAUCUACCACUGCGCCACCUUCUGGCUCCACGACAUCCACAGCACCCACAACUGUAAAAAAACAGCGGCCGCUUCUUCCUAAAGAGUCGGCUCAGCAUGUUCAGCAGGCGGUGGUUUGGAAUCCCACCAAGUUACAGACGUCGUCGCAAAAAUGGCAAGUGCAGAAGCUCCAGAGGCAGCAGAACGAGGAGCAGUCGGGUGUCCAGACGCAGGGUCAGAGUCAGACGCGCAGCCAGCUGCAGUCACAGCAGAACUCCUCCAGCACUCGCUAUCAGACUAGACAAGCCGCUAAAGUGCAACAAAAAGAUCCAGCUCAAAGCUCAUCGUCAACAGCGGGACAGAUCACAUCUGCUGCGUCGUCUCUGGUGUCAGCAGACUUGCAGAUCCCCACAGUUUCAGCAGAUGUAGCAGCAGAUAUUGCCAAAUACACCAACAAAAUUAUGGACACAAUAAAAGGGACAAUGACUGAAAUUUACAACGAUCUCUCUAAAAGUACAUCAGGAAACACGAUUGCUGAGAUUCGACGGCUGAGGAUAGAGAUUGAAAAACUCCAGUGGCUUCAUCAGCAGGAGUUAUCGGAGAUGAAGCAUAAUCUGGAGCUGACGAUGGCUGAGAUGAGGCAGAGUCUUGAGCAGGAACGGGAACGUUUGGUUGCUGAGGUGAAAAAACAGAUGGAGCUGGAGAAGCAGCAGGCGGUGGACGAAACCAAAAAGAAACAGUGGUGCGCCAACUGCAGGAAGGAGGCCAUCUUCUACUGCUGCUGGAAUACCAGCUACUGUGAUUACCCCUGUCAGCAAGCACACUGGCCUGAGCACAUGAAGUCCUGCACACAGUCGGCCACGGCAUCCCAGCAGGAAGCAGAGGCAGAGCCCAGCUCGGAACCGUCGGUCAAACCAUCGGGCCACUCUCCUGCUGUGCAGUCCGUUACCUCAGCCACAGGCUCGAUAUCAGAAAAAAGCAACUCUCCCACCUACACUGACAAAAACAAGGACAGUUCUGGUGUCACUGUGACCUAACUGAUACACUACAGACACAUCAGUGGACUGAAUGUGAGGCAGGUGGCCUCGAAGUUGGUGCUUCAAGCCCUGCACCUUGACGACAAAUCACUUUUUUUGUCUUUCUCUCUUUCAUUCCCAUUUGUAUAUGUGGUCACUGGACUGUUUUCGGUUCACUUGUCAUUUUCAGUUUCCACAUCUGCAUUUAAGUCAGUUAAUCCUGUGAAAGUAGUCUGUCUCGAGAUGUGACAUGUUUUCAUUCUACAGUUUUGCAUUGUUUCUCGGAUUAUAUCAACCCACAGGAUGAUCUCUUCAUGUCUGUCUUUCGUUGCUGCUCCAUUGGACUUUGCUGCUGUUUGAUCGCUCUCCAUAUUGUGAGACAAAACAUUUGAAACAGCCUUCAACAAUUAUACACAAUGAUUAUGGUGCCAUCACAAAUACUUAAGACUGAUUUAUUUUUCCUUUUCUUUUGGUUUAAGCCACACUUGCUUAAUGUCGAGUAGUCCAGGUUUAAACACAUUUCAGUCCAACAUGUUUGCUUCAUGUCAGUGGUGGCGUUUUGGUUUCAUACCAGUUUUGUAUUGUAGUUCUGUGUUAUAUAACCACACAUUUAAAAUGGAAAAAAAAAUUGAUUUAUUAAAAAGCCUAAAAAAUGGAAACUGUACAGCUUUUGUAAGAAGAUACCUGAACAAUAUUUAUAGUGUUACAUGUUUUUAUAGUAUGUUUAUUGCAAUCACAUUUCUAUGUGUUGAGAAAAGAUAUUUGAAAUGAAACUUCUUCACAUGAAUGUCAGCUCCUAGUGAAGUCUUUGUGUAGCCAGUUACCCAAAGCAGAUGUAAAUCCAAUCAAAAAUGUGCCCAUCUGAGUAGACAUAAAUAUAUUUUGCUUUUUCAGCCAUAUAUUUCCUGUGAGCAUGUUUGUGUUGAGCUCUGUCUUGUUACUGUUUACAUAUUGUAAAAAGAAUAAAUGGACUUGUGAAGAA